AUGGGACAAGAGAACUCAAAACAGGUAGUGAAGAAAACAUCACUUGACCUUUCAAAUCAAUUUAUUUCUCAGCUUCCUCAAACUGUUGGGAAUUAUUCAGAGUUAGUAUCGAUUGAUUUACAUCAAAACCAAAUUACAUCUAUUGAGGCUUUAAGUCAACUAAAAACUUUGACAUUUCUUGAUGUUAGUAAUAAUGAUUUAGAUAUGAUUCAUGACAUGGUAUUUGUAAAUAAUUCAUCAUUAUUAUGUGUUUUAGCUGAAAAAAAUAAAAUUACUAAAAUCACUCCAUUAAUUGGAGCUCUUCCUUUAUUUAAAUUAAACUUUGGAAAUAAUUUAAUUUCAAUAGUUCCUGAUACUAUUGGUGAUUGUACUUGUCUAACAUAUCUUUGUUUUGCACAUAAUCAAAUCGUUGAAAUACCACCAACAAUUAGUAGACUAACAUCAUUAAAACAAUUAAUCAUUUGUGGGAAUAAAAUUAAAAGUAUACCAUCAUUAGAACGUUGUCCCAUUACACAUUUAGAUUUAGCAGAUAAUGAAUUAGAUGAAUUUCCAUCUUCUAUUUGUAAAUGUCCAUUGUUAAAGUUAUAUAUGGACAAUAAUAAUAUUUCUUCUAUUACAAAUGAUAUUUCUUUAUUGGUUUCAUUAAAAGAACUUACUCUUGGAAGUAAUGUUUUACACCAUCUUCCAAAAGGGUUAAUUCAAUGUGCUUCUUUACAGUCUUUAGAUUUAGAAAAUAAUCAAUUAGAUGCUUUUUAUUCUACUCAUCCAUCAAUCUCAGAAAUAUUUGAAUAUUUAGCUGGAAGUGAUCCAAUUCCUUCUCGUUCACAGAAAAAAGUAUUAUCUAAAUCAAAAAUGGAAAGAAGAAAAGAAUCAAUAGAAUUCCAAAAAUCUCUUCAAGUUGAAACAAAAACUAGAGUUUAUGAACCAGCACCACCAAGAAGACUAUUAAUUAGAAUAUUUGGAGAAGGAGAUGCUGCAUGGGUUGUAUUAGUUAAAUGUGAAAAGAAAGAUGGAACACCAGAUAAAGUUACUAUUUAUCGUAAUGACUGUUAUAUUUUUGAUACAGGAAAACAAUUAAUUGUUUUUUAUGGUAAAGACGCAAGUAAAGCAAAAAGAAACAAAACAAAUGUAUUUGUUGAGAAUUUAAAAACAGAAAAAGGAAUUAAACAAAUAGAAAUUAUUGAUGGAUCAAAAAAUAAACGUGUUAAAACAGAAGAAUUACUUAAACCAUUUAAUGCUUAUUUUGAAAUUGGAGUUAUAAAAGAAAAAUAUAAAGCAAAAGAAACUAUGGAAAGAAUUAGUGAAUUUUUAAAAGUAUUUGUUAUUGCAUUACAACGACAUGGUCCUCAAAUUCUUCUUGUUCCUGGAAGACCUUCUAUUAAUCAAUUAAACACUAAUACUACUGUUGUUAUAGAUACAGGUGUACUUGUCUUUGUUUGGUGUGGAAAAGAAACAUCUCCAACAGAACGAACUGUCGCUGUACUUAAAGCUGAAGAAUUACUUGAUAUGAGUUUUAGAAGAAGAGACAAAAUGGAGUUUGUCAUUGAAGGUGCAGAGACUCAACUAUUUAAAGAAUAUUUUGUUGAAAAUGCUGAUGGAGAAAAUGAACGUAAAGUUCUUGGAACAGACAAAGUUGAUGGUUUAAAUGAAGACAAUGAACGAAUGAUGUAUGAAGAUAUGUUAAAAUCUAUGCUUGAAGACAUUACUCUUAAUCCUUUAGAUUUUACGUAUAACAAUUUUGGAAUUGACGAUGAAGAAUAUGACUAUACUGAUGACGAUGAUGAUAUAUUUGCUAAUGAAAUAUCAUCAUCAGACAGUUCUUAUGUGUCUGAAGAUUAUGGUCGUGUCUCAGAACAAGACAUUGAUAUAGAAGAAAUAAGAGUUGUUACUCCUUCUAUUUUUGAGUCUAAGAAAGAACUUGGUAUUGAGAAAGAACACAUUAAAAAUCAAAAAGAAGAAGUUAAGAAGGAAAAAGGUAAUUUGGUUGAAGAGAAGUUAGUUGAAAUGAAGGUAGAACAAUCAACAACAAUCAAAGAAUCAAAUAAGAAAGAAUUAGAAAAACAAAAAGCAGAGGAAGAAGAAGAAAAAAAGAAACAAGAACAACUAGAAGCAGAAAUCAAAAGAAAACAACAAGAAGAAUAUAACAAGAAAAAAGUUGAAGAAGAGAAGGAAAGAAUCAAAGAAGAAACAAGAAGAAAAAGAGAAGAAGAACGUCAAAGAAUUGAAUUAGAACGAGCUAAAUUAGAAGAAGAAAGAAAAAAGAGAGAACAAGAAAGAAUCAAGAGAGAACAAGAACGUAAGAAAAAAGAAGAAGAACUUGAAAGAAUAAGAAAAGAAGAAGAAAACAAAAAGAAAGAAAUUGAAGAAAAAGAAAGAAAGAAAAAAGAAGAGGAAGAAGAAAAAGAAAGACAAGUCAAAGAAGAACAAAAAAAGAAAGAAUUAGAGGAACAACAACGAAAAGAAGAAGAAGAAAGAGAAAGAAAAUUAGAAGAAGAAAUUAAAAGAAUUGAAGAAGAAGAAAGAAAGUUACAAGAAGAAGAGGAAGAAAAUGAAAGAAAGUUACAAGAAGAAGAAUUAAAAAUUAAACAAGAAGAAGAAAAUAAAAGAAAAGAAGAAGAGUUAAAGAUUAAACAAGAAGAAGAAAAUAAAAGAAAAGUAAUUGAAAAUAAACCACUUAAAGACAAAAAAGAAUGGAAAGACUUAGUUGAAAAUGAAGAAGUUAAGACAAUGAAUAUCAAAAAACGACCAAGUAAAAAACAUAGAACUAAAGGAACUAAAACAGUUGCUCAAGCAGAAAGAGAUGCAGUUGGAAGUACUAAACAAACAACUGAAAAAGCUACUGCUCGUGUAUUAGCAGAAGAUUUAUUAUUUCAAAGAAAGAAAUUAGCAGCUGCACCAACAGGAAAUGCAAGGGAUAUUAAAAGGUUAAUUCAUAUUAAAGGAAAAAGAAAUCCAUUUGCAAGAUUGGUUGAAUGUUCAUGGGAAAGUUUAAAUUCAGGAGAUGCAUUUAUAUUUGAUCCAGGAAAAGGUGCUAAAUGUAUUUAUGUAUGGCUUGGAAAAAGUAGUAAUAAAAUGGAAAAAGGUAAAGCUAUGGAAUUAUCAAAAAUGAUUGCUAAAGAACGAGGAGGUGUUAAGACUGAAACUAUUGAUGAGGACAAUGAACCUAAAGAAUUUUGGAAAGCACUUGGAGAGAAAGAAGGUAAAAUUAAAAGUGCAGAAGAUGGAGGAGAUGAUUUAGUAAUGGAAUUAGCUCAAAUGAAAUAUGUUACAUUAUAUAAAUAUUGGUGGGAUGGAUUAAAAGAAAAAGUGGAUAUUGAAAGAUGGAGUUAUGAAGGAAAGGAAAUUAGUAAAAGUUCAUUAGAAGUGAAUAGUUGUUAUAUAUUAGAUUGUUAUAGUGAAAUGUAUAUGUGGGUUGGUACAAGAGUAAUUAAAGAUAGAAGACAACAAUAUAUUCAAGAUUGUCAAAAAAGAUAUUUAGAAAGAAGAAAAGAAGUUUGGGUUGCACCACUCUAUUUUGAAUUUCCAGGAUAUGAACAAGCAAUGUUUAAAGAACGAUUUUGUGAUUUUUAUGAUAAUAAUACUAAUAUAAAGAAAAAUCCAAUGAUUCCAUUUGAUGAUCAGAAAAAAAUUGUACGUGGAAGUGCUGUUGAUUAUUCAAUGAUGUUAACUAAAGAAAUUCCAAUUAGAAAAGAAGUGUUUAUUGAUAAUGCAGAUGGUAAAAAGAAAGUAUGGAGAAUUGAUGAUUUUGAGCGAGUUGAUGCUCCAAUAGUUGGAGAGUUUUUUGAAAGUGAAAGUUAUAUUAUUCAAUAUACUUAUAUUAAAUGGAAUAAUGAAUAUCAUAUUUUAUAUUUUUGGCAAGGAAGGAAAUGUCCAAUAUUAGAUAAAGGAACAAGUGCACGACUAACUGUUGACUUACAUAGAAAAUUAAAAGAUGAAGCAAAAGAAUAUCGUAUUGCACAAAAUACAGAAACAAAUCACUUUUUAGCAAUAUUUGAAUUUAUGGUAAUUCGUCUUGGAAAAGAUCCGUUUGCAAAAGAAGAAACUAAAGGAAAAAGAACUUGGGAUUAUGACAUUCUCAAAAAUACUAAAAAAGAACAACGAUUAGUAUUUGAUAUUAGAAAAUGUGGUGUUAAUUUAGAACAUGUUAAGGCAGUAGAAAUUGAACAACAUGACAUUCCUAAUAGAUUAACUUCAGAAGGAAUUUUCCUCAUUACUACAGAAAAUAUUACUUAUCUUUGGAAAGGAAAAUUAACAGGAAAAAAAGAAUUAGAAUUUACUCAUCUUUUAAUUCAAAAAUAUAAUGAUGUACAAAGAAAAGAUGUUAUUGAAAUGAAUGAAGGAGAAGAAACAGAAGAGUUUUGGAAUGUUAUUGGAGGAAAAAGGAUAUUAAAAACAAAGAGUGUUGAAUGGAAAAAUAGAUUAUUUGAAAUGUCAAGUAAAAGUGGAGUAUUUGCUGUUGAAGAAGUAACAGAUUGGUAUCAAGAAGAUUUAGAACCUAAAGCUGCUAUGUUAUUAGAUUGUUAUGACAUUUGUUAUUUAUGGAUUGGAAAAGAAAUAUCUGCUAUUGAUAAAAAAUUUGCUAUGGAAACAACAAAUGAAUUUAUUAAAAGAACUAAAGAAAAUGAAAGAAUGAAUAGAGAAUGUUGGUUGGUUUAUGAUGGUAAAGAACCUUUUGUAUUUACAAAUUAUUUCCAUGGAUGGAGAGUAAAUAAAAAACAAGUGAUAAGUGUUAAUGACCAUAUGGAUAAUUGUUUAGAAGAAUUAUUGAAAUUAACUAAAACAUAUUCUUAUGAUGAUCUUGUUCAUCAUAGAUUCCCUGCUGGUAUUGAUAUGUCUCAAUUAGAACAUUACUUAAGUGACACUGAAUUUGAACAAGUUUUUAAAAUGACAAGAGAACAAUUUGAAGCACAACCAAAAUGGAAACAACAAAAGCAAAAACAUGCACUAAAACUUUAUUAA
Messenger RNA from Entamoeba nuttalli P19, 4959 nucleotides. Its product is annotated as villidin, putative. Bases 1 to 4959 code for a protein of 1652 amino acids. NCBI's taxonomy places the organism in Eukaryota, Evosea, Mastigamoebida, Endamoebidae. Gene Ontology annotation, molecular function: actin filament binding; phosphatidylinositol-4,5-bisphosphate binding. Gene Ontology annotation, biological process: cytoskeleton organization; barbed-end actin filament capping; actin filament severing. The transcript has a single exon. The record is from RefSeq and is a predicted model, not a curated record.